Molecule: messenger RNA, 1996 nt
Organism: Populus euphratica (Euphrates poplar)
Lineage: Eukaryota; Viridiplantae; Streptophyta; Magnoliopsida; Malpighiales; Salicaceae
Product: serine carboxypeptidase-like 45
Exons: 10
Coding region: 467-1870 (467 amino acids)
Biological process (GO): proteolysis
Cellular component (GO): vacuole
Molecular function (GO): serine-type carboxypeptidase activity
Source: RefSeq, a predicted model, not a curated record
UCUAUUGUUCAAGCUACAGAUCCGUUGGUUGAUAUUUUGAGCAACCAUUUGUCUUGUUGCAGAUAACCUAGUUGUAGCAACUAGAGAGUGCAUGUGAACAAAAUAGUUGUGAAAGGUUAGAGAUGAUUUUCCACGGAAGAGCCCACAAUGUUGUCAGGCUUUGUCUCUAAUAGUUGACCGCUUACCUCCUCUCGUGAUCCUAUGUGUGCUUUGUGCGAGUGUGAGAUUCUUACUUUGUGGGAUUUGCCAGAGUCUACAGAAAUUAUUUUUUUCAAUUUAAUCCUCACAUGAUAGAUAAGAUAAUCUAAAGAAAAUAGGGUUCACCCCUACAUCAUCUGAUAAAAUACCAUAGAAAGGUGUGUAUCACUGCGCAAUUCUCAGCUGCCACUGUUCUGCUCUUUCUCCAACGUCAAUCCUCUGCCUGAGAAACACGAACUGGAGCUGCCCUCAAAAUCCUUAUCUUCAAAUGCAGCAGAAAGAGCCAUGGAUUGUCAUUGCAGCAAUUUGUGCAACUCUAAUCUUUUUAACAACAGGGUCAAUCUCAGAAGCUGGAAAAAUUGUAGCUUUGCCAGGCCAGCCAAGGGUCAGUUUUCAGCAGUAUGCGGGAUACAUUACCAUUGACGAGCAGCAGAAGAGAGCCCUUUUCUACUACUUUGCUGAAGCAGAAAUAGACCCAGCGACAAAGCCUCUUGUUCUAUGGUUAAAUGGAGGGCCUGGUUGUUCAUCUAUCGGAGCUGGAGCUUUUUGUGAGCAUGGACCUUUCAAACCAAGUGCGGAGAUACUGCUCAAAAAUGAUUAUAGCUGGAAUAAAGAAGCAAAUAUGUUAUACCUGGAAUCACCUGCAGGAGUUGGCUUCUCCUACUCUGCUAAUGAUUCUUUCUACACCUAUGUGACCGAUGAGAUUACAGCACAAGACAAUCUAGUAUUUCUUGAGAGAUGGUUCGAUGAAUUCCCAGAAUACAAAGGAAGAGAUUUCUUCAUCACAGGAGAGAGCUAUGCAGGUCAUUAUGUUCCACAACUUGCAACACUUAUAGUCCAAUCCCAAACAAAAUUCAAUCUGAAAGGAAUAGCAAUAGGAAAUCCACUGCUAGAAUUCAAUACCGAUUUUAAUUCGCGUGCCGAGUUUUUUUGGUCUCAUGGAUUGAUAUCAGAUGAUACCUAUGAGAUUUUCACCACGGUUUGUAACUACUCCCAAAUCAGGAGACAAUAUCAAAGUGGCUCUCUUUCGUUACCUUGCUCUGCAGUAAAUAGCCGAGUCUCAAGGGAAGUUAGUAAAUAUGUUGACGCCUAUGAUGUUACUCUUGAUGUCUGUUUAUCAUCGAUUGAAUCACAAUCCCAAGUGUUAAAACAAAUGGCUUUUCUAUCGUCUCCUGUGCAGGAAUAUACAGGGACAAUAGAUGUCUGUGUAGAAGAUGAAACAAUCAAGUACUUGAAUAGAAAAGAUGUACUGGAAGCUCUUCAUGCUCAGCUUGUUGGAGUAGAUCAAUGGACGGUAUGCAGUGAUGUCAUCAAAUAUGAGAUGGAAAAUCUAGAAAUUUCCACAGUUCCUCUUCUUGCCAAGCUUCUCAAGUCCGGCAUCCGGGUUCAUGUUUACAGUGGAGAUCAAGAUUCAGUGAUCCCACUCACUGGAACAAGGACAAUAGUGAAUGGGUUAGCUAAGGAAUUGGGACUAAACACAACUGUUCCUUACAGAACCUGGUUCCAGGGAAAACAGGUUGCUGGUUGGACACAAGUAUAUGGUAAUAUAUUAUCUUUUGCAACCAUCAGAGCAGCAUCACAUGAAGCUCCAUUCUCACAGCCAGAAAGAUCUUUUGUUCUGUUUAAUGCAUUCUUGGAAGGGAAGCAAUUACCACCCCCUACAGUUUACUGAAAAAAUUCAUAAAUUAGUUUCAAAUCAAUAUUGUAAACUGUCAAUUCAUCACAGCAGGCAUAACCAUUCCUGCUUUCUGUCAAGAUUUUGAUUAAUUCCCACUUUGUGUUGCGAUCAAUAUUUUUG